ACAGAAUUACAAAAUGGUUUCCACGAAUAAGAUAAUUGGCGCCCCGGAAAUGUACGAUUUGGGCCCUUGCCUCGACCGAUACGAGCCCACGCCGGCCGCCUGUCGGUGUCACUAUCGUCCAGCCGUGGGGCAAGUGCCUUCACCGAACAUCCGAGCGCCGAUCAAGAAUUCACGAAGGAAAAUGAUUAAGAAAAUGAAUGGAGAACUGAAUGAGAAUUGUCUCACGGAUAAGCAGCGUUGGUUUCUGAUCAAUCAAAGUAUUAUCUUUGCUCUGGGCAAGAUCCUCGGACGCCCGGCGGACGUGGUCUCUGAGUUUCUGUACUCCCUGACGCUGCAGAACUUUAGCAAGGUCCUCAAUCCGGUGGGGCAUCCCUGGAGUACGUGUCACGUGCCGCUGUCGAACUAUGACACGUGCGAUUACUACAUGGGGAUAUUUGAUAGCCAGGGGAACCUUCGGAACCCCUACCAUCCCGAGUCCCUCAAGAAACUCAUCCAAGUAAUGCAAUCCGUAUUGAGAGAACGACCAGAUGCGGAUAAUGGGGCACACGACGCGCUCUUUGGAGAUGUAAUCAUGAGACGAAGACGUGGGAAAAACAGGGCAAAACGCGCCGGCAUCGGUCCGGAGAGUGCUGCCCAGGACAGGGGCCAACGGAGGAUCCAGGAAUCGAAUGAAAGAGCCCAGGAGUUGGCCCGAAAUCUCAACAGAAUUGGCACACAUUGCGAUUGGCAUGAACACCGGGAGCGCAAACCCCCAGAGUAUGGAAUUCCCUGUUUUGGAACACCCUUUGGCCCCCCAAAUGCCUUUGGACCGGGCGCUGGGAUCCUAACGCCCGACAGGGGCGACCCUUUUGGACUAAAGGGCUCGCCGUGGGGCAGAGGAGGACUCAACGGAGGAGCCUUUGGGGCCGGAAGAAGGCUGUCCGAAUCUUUUAGUAUCUCCUUCGAUGAAACUCUUUUCAAGGGACCCGACGGCCAGGUAUUACAAGCCGAUCAGGAUGGUAGCGGAAGAGGAUUUAGUAGGGACAGAAGACCAGGAUCCUCUCCUCGCGGCAAAGAGCUUUCCUCUCUGAUCGAUGGCGUGAAUAAAAAGACAAAGCUCACCAAGGACCUUGGCACUCUGAUAGAUGCAGUGACAGGUCUCGACGUGGAACCGAAACAACAGAAAGAUAUUACCAAAAGCAAGCACCUGCAGCGUCGCUUAUCGGAUGAGUACAACGAGAUUACGAAUCCAUCAAACAAGGACCUCGAACAGGACCUCGAGAAGGGAAAGGGAAAAGCUAAGGAAAGCAAGAAAGAGGGCAAAGAUAAAGCCAAUGGCCAGCAGAAGAAUGGAAAAGGAAAACAGAAGGAAAGCUUCUCCAAAGAGGGAAAAGAUGCAGCCGAUGGCUACUCGAAGGAUGGAAAAGGGGCAGCCGAUGGUUACUCGAAGGAUGGAAAAGGGGCAGCCGAUGGUUACUCGAAGGAUGGAAAAGGGGCAGCCGAUGGUUACUCGAAGGAUGGAAAAGGUAAAACCGAUGGCUACUCCAAGGAUGGAAAAGGUAAAACCGAUGGCUACUCCAAGGAUGGAAAAGUUAAAACCGAUGGCUACUCCAAGGAUGGAAAAGGUAAAACCGAUGCUUACCAGAAAGAUGGAAAAGAAGCAACCGGUGCCCACCAGAAAGAUGGAAAAGGUAAAACCGAUGCUUACCAGAAAGAUGGAAAAGGAGCAACCGGUGCCCACCAGAAAGAUGGAAAAGGUCCAGCCGAUGCUAGCCAGAAAGAAGGAAAAGGAGCAACCGGUGCCUACCAGAAAGAUGGUAAAGGUGCAGCCGAUGCUAGCCAGAAAGAAGGAAAAGAUGAGUAUAACGAUAUUACGAAUCCAUCGAACAAGGACAAGGAUAACCUUCCAAAAGGGGAGAAAGUGGAAAAAGGUCAAGCAAAAGGACGGCAGAAAUACGGCAGUCAGGAUAAGAGUAAAUCGGCUAAAGAUAAAGCCAUUGCCAAAGGAGAAUUCGGUAAUCCGGCGUACCCCGAACAAACGGACAAAAACGUAGAUAAAGUGCAAACGAAAGCCCACUUUUCAUCUGAAAUUAGAGCAUCUGAGAGCAAAUCCAUUGGCCAUCAGAGAAAAUCACAGGACUACAAACGGAAAACCCCAUGGCCCGACCGCGAUAAUUUGGACGAAUACUCUUCGUCUGACUUUAAGGAAAAGGUUAAAGCGAAAAAACCAAAGACCGAUGAAGGAGGUGCCUCAAAGUCCAGUAAAGCUGCCACAAAGGCCAAAGAGGCGGCCGCAAAGAUGCCACAAAUUAUCAAGAAAAAACCAGGAAAAUCCGGCAAAAGAUAUUACUACGGAGAACCAAUACCCGUCCUAGUGCACGAACCCUUUGACAAAAGCAAAUCCUGGACAUGGCUGAGGCGCCACCCGAAGCCGAAAAGAAUCGGUCCCGGUGGCAAUGUCGCCACAUCCGGCAACAUCCAUCGCUACCGCCGCAGUUCCGUGGAGAAGCAGAUGGCCGCCGCCAAGGCCCGGGUCUCCGUGCACUCGACGUAUUCCACUUACAGCGACACGUCGUACGGUACCCUGCCAAUGUUCGGGACGAGUGUCUCCAAUAGGAGCUCGAAUGCAAAACCGAAACUUAAAGGACAUUCGAAAUGAAAGAAGUCCGCAUUCAAGUCCGUAUUAGAUUUGCAGAGAAUAUUGAUAUUUUUGACACGAUUGUUGACCAUUUUGUACAUCUGUCAG
Messenger RNA from Drosophila persimilis, 2725 nucleotides. RefSeq lists its product as uncharacterized. The coding region runs from base 14 to 2638 and encodes 874 amino acids. NCBI's taxonomy places the organism in Eukaryota, Metazoa, Arthropoda, Insecta, Diptera, Drosophilidae. The record is from RefSeq and is a predicted model, not a curated record. The transcript has a single exon.